CCGCUGACAACGCCAGUAACGCAAUGAUCUCUGGCGGCGGCGGCGGCGGUGCCAUCGCGAUGACGAAGGUCAAGAAGAAGGCCAGCGGAGCGAGGCUGUGGAUGCGGUUUGAUCGAUCGGGGGGGUCGGAGCUGGUUGAGCUUGAUAAGAACGCCAUCAUCCGCCACGCCGCAAUUCCUACCCGGGACCUCAGGAUCUUGGGCCCUGUCUUCUCCCAAUCCUCCAAUAUUCUUGCUAGAGAGAAAGCUAUGGUGGUUAAUUUGGAGUUUAUAAAGGCUAUAGUCACAGCUGAAGACGUGCUAUUGCUUGAUCCUCUACGCCAGGAAGUUCUUCCGUUCGUUGAACAACUCAGGCAACAAAUUCCACAUAAAACUCAACCUCAACUUCGUGGGCCUGCUGGUGAACAAGAAAGUGAAAUGCAGGUUCCGACCGGCAGACAGUGGUUGCCUGUGCCAGAGUCUGCUGAAGGGUUGCAAUCUGAGCUUCCAUUUGAGUUUCAGGUUUUGGAGAUUGCUUUAGAAGUUGUGUGUACCUCUCUGGACUCAAGUGUGGCAGACCUUGAGAGAGGUGCUUACCCUGUAUUAGAUGAUUUGGCUAGAAAUGUUAGUACCAAGAAUCUUGAACAUGUGCGAAGUUUGAAGAGCAAUCUUACGCGUUUGCUGGCACGGGUGCAGAAGGUACGGGAUGAAAUUGAACAUCUGUUAGAUGACAACGAAGACAUGGCGCAACUAUAUUUGACAAGGAAGUGGUUGCAGAAUCAGCAACUUGAUGCUCAUGUGGGGGCCACAACCUUGAACAACCUUUCUAGUACUCGUCGACUUGGUUCUACCAGAAGUGGAAGUCUGGUAACUAGUAACUUGGGGGAUGAUAAUGACGUGGAGGAUCUGGAAAUGUUGCUUGAAGCAUAUUUUAUGCAGUUGGAUGGAACUCGUAACAAGAUAUUGUCUGUUAGGGAGUAUAUUGAUGAUACAGAAGACUAUGUCAACAUCCAACUUGAUAAUCACAGAAACGAACUUAUUCAGCUGCAGUUGACAUUGACAAUUGCAUCAUUUGCGAUUGUUAUUGAGACUGGGAUUGCCGGUUCAUUUGGUAUGAACAUUCCUUGUUCACUAUAUCACGUAAAUGGAAUAUUUUGGCCCUUUGUUUUGAGCACUUGUGCUGGUUGCUUCUUCAUUUUCCUGCUUAUACUGGCAUAUGCAAGAUGGAAAAAGUUGCUAGGAACAUAAGUGUAAAUUGAUAUUGACCGUUGGUUUGUCAUUACAAUUGACUAUACUAAUCUCAGCAAUCAGUGAUUAUAGAUGCGAACAUAGCCUGGAUUACCUGUACUGUGGAAUUUAUAAUUAUCUCAAUUUGUCACAA
Arachis duranensis is the source of this 1359-nucleotide messenger RNA. Its product is annotated as magnesium transporter MRS2-4. The coding region runs from base 24 to 1226 and encodes 400 amino acids. The transcript has 4 exons. The record is from RefSeq and is a predicted model, not a curated record. Lineage: Eukaryota; Viridiplantae; Streptophyta; Magnoliopsida; Fabales; Fabaceae. Gene Ontology annotation, biological process: magnesium ion transport. Gene Ontology annotation, molecular function: magnesium ion transmembrane transporter activity.